This is a messenger RNA of Zeugodacus cucurbitae (melon fly), 618 nucleotides long. It is a transcript of the gene RpL14, whose product is annotated as 60S ribosomal protein L14. Gene Ontology annotation, biological process: translation; ribosomal large subunit biogenesis. Gene Ontology annotation, cellular component: cytosolic large ribosomal subunit; ribosome. The transcript is spliced from 4 exons. The coding region runs from base 28 to 528 and encodes 166 amino acids. Gene Ontology annotation, molecular function: structural constituent of ribosome; RNA binding. NCBI's taxonomy places the organism in Eukaryota, Metazoa, Arthropoda, Insecta, Diptera, Tephritidae. The record is from RefSeq and is a predicted model, not a curated record.
ACCAAGUUUCUUUCUUUCCGGUUAACCAUGCCUUUCCAGAGGUUUGUACAGACUGGCCGCAUAGCCAAAUGCUCAGCGGGACCCUUGAAGGGCCGCCUAGUUGCCAUUGUUGAUGUUAUAGAUCAAACACGGGUGCUCGUCGAUGGUCCCUUGACCGGUGUACCACGUCAGGAAUACAGAUUGAGUAAUCUGCAUCUGACCAAAUACCGCAUCAAGUUCCCCUUCACUGCCCCUACACGUAUUGUGCGUAAAGCAUGGAAGGACAGCGACAUGAAAGCCCAAUGGAAGGCUAGCCCGUGGUCGGCAAGGUCACAGAAUAUUUGCAAGCGCUCCCACUUGAACGAUUUCGACCGUUUUAAGCUGCGUUAUGCCAAGCGUCAACGUAACAAGUUGCUUACCAUUGCCUUCAACACACUGAAGAAGCGUACCAAGUCUGACGGUACAGAGCGUAAAUUGAAGAAGGACAAGCGCGAGCGCAUCCGUGAAUUGAAGGCGCAAGGUGUGAAGAAGGGUGCUGCUAAAAAGUAAACACCAUUUUUAACUUUUCAGCUUAGUAUACUCGUGUACUAGUUGACUACUUUUCGGAGGAAAAUAAAGUUAUUUUAUAGGAAUAAAGAA